Molecule: messenger RNA, 2796 nt
Organism: Sorex araneus (European shrew)
Lineage: Eukaryota; Metazoa; Chordata; Mammalia; Eulipotyphla; Soricidae
Gene: MAB21L2
Product: mab-21 like 2
Exons: 1
Coding region: 1080-2159 (359 amino acids)
Source: RefSeq, a predicted model, not a curated record
GGAGGGAGACAGGAGGGGGAGAGGGAGGAAAAGGGAGAAAGAUUAGCAAAGGAGAGGGGGGAAAGAGAGAGAGAGAGGGCGAGAGAGACCUCGGAGGAGAGGAGGGGAAGAGACGACUCAAAGUGGAAUCUGCACAAGCAACCUGAAGGGGGAGGAGAAGAAAAACCCUCGAAUCCUCAUAUCUAAGCCCCAGAUGCAACGCAAGCAACGACUUCGCCACACUAGGACAGAUUUCGGGAGGGCCAAAAAGACCAAUUGCGGAGCAGAAAUGAAUAUCAAACAACUUCCAGCGGUUUGCACCUAGAGAAAGACCCGAGGAGGCCACCGCAAACGAGCACGCCGCUUUCCAACAACGCGGUCGGCGGGCCGAGAGCAAAGGGCUCCGGGGAGGAGGAGACGCGCGCGGCGAGUGCGGGCGCCUGCAGACCGCCGGCUAACUGGGUCCGACUCGCACCCCGCCGCUCGCAGGACAUUAAUUACUCCCCUCACCUUCCACUGGGGGAGGGGGCGGCGAGAGGCGCUCACCUACCCCGCGCCAAGACGUCUCGGCAGCCCCAGAAGUUUACCAAUGAGACGCUGAAUGUUUCCCUUUUAUUUUUAAAUUUACUUUGGCACUUAAAAGACCUCACUCCCAGAUUUCUGGACAAACUCGACCGCAGACGUCGAAGCCUAACCUCGGGGUAACCUAAUCUUCCCCUCUCGCACCCUCUUCCCCCUUCCCCAUCCAUCUCUCCGCACAUCUGUAUUUGACGUAGCCACGAGCACGCGAAACCCGUCUCGGCAGGUAUUUUUCCUCUUUUUUUUUUUUUAUUUCCUCCCCCGCCCCCCAAGAUCGCGUUUUUGGGGGUCGCUGUUGCUCUUAAUUUUCCGGAGAAAGCGGACGGUUUGGGCAAGCGGGGGGCAGCGAGGCAGCCGGCUGGAGCAGCGGCCGGCCAGCCCAGGUGGACAGCCCGAGUCAAAGUGGGGCUCCGGGGGAGCGCAGCGCCUCUUUCGCCAGCCGCAGGGCCACCCGCGCCUGAGCCUUGGAUCCCUCAACGUACUGCGAGACGCCGGUGUACAGCCCGGACCUGUGCCCCAACAUGAUCGCCGCCCAGGCCAAGCUGGUGUACCAGCUCAAUAAGUACUACACCGAGCGCUGCCAGGCGCGCAAGGCGGCCAUCGCCAAGACCAUCCGCGAGGUCUGCAAGGUGGUGUCGGACGUGCUCAAGGAGGUGGAGGUGCAGGAGCCGCGCUUCAUCAGCUCCCUGAGCGAGAUCGACGCCCGCUACGAGGGGCUGGAGGUCAUCUCGCCCACCGAGUUCGAGGUGGUGCUCUACCUCAACCAGAUGGGCGUCUUCAACUUCGUGGACGACGGCUCGCUGCCCGGCUGCGCCGUGCUCAAGCUGAGCGACGGGCGCAAGCGGAGCAUGUCCCUGUGGGUCGAGUUCAUCACUGCGUCCGGCUACCUCUCGGCGCGCAAGAUCCGCUCGCGCUUCCAGACGCUGGUGGCCCAGGCGGUGGACAAGUGCAGCUACCGGGACGUGGUCAAGAUGAUCGCGGACACCAGCGAGGUCAAGCUGCGCAUCCGGGAGCGCUACGUGGUGCAGAUCACGCCGGCGUUCAAGUGCACCGGCAUCUGGCCGCGCAGCGCGGCCCAGUGGCCCAUGCCCCACAUCCCCUGGCCCGGGCCCAACCGGGUGGCGGAGGUCAAGGCCGAAGGGUUCAACUUGCUCUCCAAGGAGUGCUACUCACUGACCGGCAAGCAGAGCUCGGCGGAGAGCGACGCGUGGGUGCUGCAGUUCGGGGAGGCCGAGAACCGCCUGCUGAUGGGCGGCUGCAGAAACAAGUGCCUCUCGGUGCUGAAGACGCUGCGGGACCGCCACCUGGAGCUGCCCGGGCAGCCGCUCAACAACUACCACAUGAAGACGCUGCUGCUGUACGAGUGCGAGAAGCACCCGCGGGAAACGGACUGGGACGAGGCGUGCCUGGGCGACCGGCUCAACGGCAUCCUGCUGCAGCUCAUCUCCUGCCUGCAGUGCCGCCGCUGCCCGCACUACUUUCUGCCCAACCUCGACCUCUUCCAGGGCAAGCCCCACUCGGCCCUGGAGAGCGCUGCCAAGCAGACCUGGAGGUUGGCCAGGGAAAUCCUCACCAAUCCCAAAAGCCUGGACAAACUAUAGGGUGCCGGGGGCUGCUUGAAAAGCGACACGGAAAGGGAACGCUCUCACCCACACCCCGCGACACGAGUCAGCCACCAACAGCCGCAACUCGGGACACAAACUUUUACGGAAGGCACCUGGAAAGAGGAAUCGGCGCCACCCCCGACUUCAAAGGAGAGCAAACCAACCUCCCCCCCAGCCACAUUCUUGCACAAACGUGAUUGUUUUUCUUCCAGACAAUGUGAAUUUAAAAGGUCACACAAAAGAAGCAAUCGGGCUUUGCCUCCACAAAAUGAAACCCAAGGUACAUUUUCAAAUCAAUGUAUAGUAGUUUUCUCCCCUUCCCUCUCCCCACUACUCUCUCCCCAUCUCCUCUCCUCUCUUUCUUUUUCUCCUUCUCCCUCUCUCCAUCCCUCCCUGCCGCUCCCUUUCUCUCUCCCCGCCCCUCUCAUUUCAUUUUGUUUUGGGUUGCCUGAAUGUUGUCACCAAGUGAAAAAAAAAAAGUAUUUAAUUAUAUGUAAAAUUUUCUCUUUUAAAAAAGUUUUGCUAAUGUUAAAUGUAUCUCAGUGCCAAUGUCGGAUUGUGCCCCUCCCUCUCUCGCACCUAUCCCUUCACCCUAAGCAGUCUUGUUGAAACAGUAAUAAAAAUAUUACUUUCC